CAUCUUCAUGGAUACUAAUUGAUAAGUUACCAAGUUACCACUGAGCCACAAGGGGAACUCCCAGAGGAAACUGUUUUAUGGAGGAGAAGGGGAAUUUGGGAGCAGCUGAUAUAUAAACAAAAAGACAAAAAGUCCCUUGGAGGAAAACUGGGAGCUGGUAGUAGCUUUUCAUUGGCUUCAUUUGACAGUUUCUCAUUGGCUGAGCUAUUGCCAGGCAAACAGAAAAUCCUUCUUCCUCCAGCUGGUGGUGAUAAAAUAGCCUGAUCCCAGCCUUGUGGAGCAGUAGAGGGCCAAGGGAGGAGAGUGAGUGUCCCCAGAGCAUCCCACCCCCCCACGAGGAGGAUAGCCCAAACAGGUUCCUUGGGCACCUCUCACCCCCUGCUGAAGGAGUGAAGGGGAGCAGAGCGUGGGCCCCCUCGGUUUGACACGGUACCAGCCUGGCCAGGCUGACUGCGACUCCCAGUGGCAUGAUUGCCCUGUCCACGGCCUUUGUCCGCAGCUGCAGCUCCUUUUUCCUGGGCGGCCUCCGCUCUAUUGUUGGCCGAGGGGGUCAGGACCCGCAGCCACCUGCAUUAUUGAUGCGCAAGCGUAAAACGGGAGACGCGGAGGCGGGUAGAUUGAGCCUGUAGCUCCAGCCGGAGCAGGACGCGAGCGGAGCGCCUGUGGUGUGCGCCCAGAGCUCCCACGGGCAGCCUGAUCCUAGGGAAGGGGAGAGGCCGAAAAGUCAUGGGCAGGAGAAAGGGCAAGGCGCCCCAGAACCCGGAGGGGUCCAGGAGGCCCGUCUCGGGGGAGCGGGAAUCCGGGUCGGCCAGCGCAGACAGCGCGCCCAGCCGGGAACGCCGACAGGGCCGCGGUAAGGCCCGCGGGGAGAGACUGCUCUUGGAACCUGGCACCGUGGGAGGCCAGGAGACCCCCGGCGGCCGCAGGAAGCCCACCGUAGAGGAGGACAGCGACUGCAGACGGCCAGAGGCUGGGCCGCCCCCGGAGGCUGCGGGGAGACAAGGCAGCGCUCGGCGUCGGGGAUGCGGGCCUCAGGAGAGACGCAAACCCGGGGACGACCGUGGGGGGGCCCUGGAGGAGCGUCUCCCCCGAGAAGGGAGGACACACGAGCACGACCGCCGCAGAAGGAGAGGGAAAGGGCGAGGACGCUCGGCUCGGCGGAGUCGCCCGGAGACCCGGAGCCUCAAUGGGGACACGUCAGGUGGAGACGGGGUUCGUUCUUGCCCGGACAGCGAAGCCCAAGAGGCCCAGGAGAGCAGCAGCCAGGGCGGCGGGGCUCCGGAGCUACGGCCCAACUCGGAGCAAACGGACGCCGGCUCGGGAGGCACUCAAAGCGGUCCGGAGUCAGGGCUGGAGGCGCCAGGAGAGUGCCCGAGUAGCGACGGCCUGAGCAGCGACGCCAGGGACAGCGACAAGCCCCCUGCCAAGCCCCGGAACCCAGAAGGUGGAUCGUCGGGAGCGAGGCCCCAGGGAGGGACAGAGGAUUCUGGGACAGACACGGACUCAAGCGUGGAAGGGGCCGGGCCUGGACGGAGCGCACGGGUAUCCCCAGGAACAGCAAGCCAGGCCAGUGAGGCUGAAGAGGCUGAGAUGGGCAGAAAAGCCGCGGCCUCCAGUUUCCCCGAGGGCAGCCACGCGUGCCUUCCCCGGAGCUCGCGGGCUUCUCGGGACCCCAGGCCGGCCUGGGACGUGAGAGAUAGCGAGGUGCAGCCAGAGGCUGGGCCGACGGGGGCCGAGCCUGGAAAAGCCGAGGCCUUGACUGCCCAGGGUCAGCACCACCAGGUCGGAAAGGUGGUGGGGAAGGUGCAAGGGCAGGCAGGUGCCAGCGAAGCGGGAGCUGGAGUUGAUGGGCCCAGGGACUCAGCGCCACUGGCCGCCCUGGUGGCGCUCCGUAGGCUCCGCGGGAAGCCCCCGCCAGCCCCCGCUCCUCAGGCCGCGGGUGUCCGAAGCUCUGGCCUCAAAGAGCGAUUCCUGCGCGCGGCGAGGGCCCUGGGCCUUUUGCGGUGGCUGCGGCUGCAGCUCCGGCCGCAGGAGGGCGAGGCGCAGGGGGCGCAGGGGGCGCAGGGGGCGCGGCCGCGGGCGGGCGAGGGGCGGGGCCGAGGCCGAGCGCCGGGGCUGCGGCGCCGUCUGGUGCUGAGCCUGGCGGGAGUAACGAGGCGAGGGGGGCGGUCGAGGGCUCCCCCUGGCGGCGGCUCGAGCUCCCAGCCGGUGGUGAAAAGCCCAGCCCUCGACGACCCUAAUGAAGAGGUGACUCCAGAUCCCAAGUUCGCGGUCGUGUUCCCUAGGAUCCACAGGGCAGGGAGGGCGUCGAGCAGCCAGAGCUCAGAGGAAGUGCCCAUGGACGCCCCCGCUGGGGAGGGGCGCGUUCGGUCUUGUGCGGGGGCUUCCGGGGACAAUGAGGGGCGCUGGGCACGUGGAGAAGGGGUGGCCGGGCCCCACCCCUGCUCUGUUCUUAGCCCAACUCCCCCAGACGAGCCCUCACUCAAUGAGAGCAGCUCCAGCAGCGAAGCGGAGCCCGAGAUCUUGGAGGCCGAGGCCCCGGUGCACUGGGCUCAGAGUUCCGACCCCCACGAGGACCCUGGGCUUGGCACUGAAGCACUGCUGCCGCGACUCACUUUGGAGAGAAGCCCAGGCUCCUGCAGGUCCCUGAGGGAUCGGUGGGAGCUGGAGGAUGAGGCUGAGGAGGCCCUGGAGAGGGACCUGGAGCUGAGCCUGGGGCGGGACCUGGAGGCGUCACCCUUGCCUGGUGCAGAGGGCCAGAGCCUCCUGGAUGACCUGGAGGACACGGAAGACCUGGCCCUGCUGCGGCCCCUGUGUCACAGCUCAGUGCUGCUCUGCCUCAAGAAGAGGUUUCACCUGGGCCGAAUCUACACCUUUGGGGGGCCUCUCCUGCUCGCUCUGAACCCCCACCGGCCCCUGCCUCUCUUCUCACCCGAAAUCCUGGCCAGCUACCACCCCAGGAAUGCGCCCAACACCACCCCACACAUCUUUGCCAUCGUGGCAUCUGCCUGUAACCUGUCUCAGAGCACUGGGCAGGGCACAGCCAUCCUCCUCAGUGGGCACAGUGGCUCUGGGAAGACAGAAACUGCCAGAAAGAUUGUGCACUUCCUAAGCAGCCUGGAGCAGGAGCAGACGAGGGACAGAGGGUGUCAGCUGGACGACAUACUGCCCAUGCUUGGCAGCUUUGGCCAUGCCAAGACAAUCCUUAAUGCCAACGCUAGCCGCUUCGGCCAGGUCUUGUGCCUCCACCUGCAGCAUGGGGUCAUCCUGGGAGCCUCUGUGUCACAUUACCUGCUUGAGACCUCAAGAGUGGUGUUUCAGGCCCAGGCUGAGCGGAGCUUCCAUGUGUUUUAUGAGCUGCUGGCAGGGCUGGACCCCAGGGAGCGGGAGCAGCUCUCCCUCCAGGGGCCGGAGACCUACUGCUUUCUGAACCAGGGCCAGGCCUGCAGGCUGCAGGGCAAGGAGGAUGCUCAGGACUUCACAGGACUGGUGAAGGCCCUGCAGGCGCUGGGCUUGUGCGCCGAGGAGUUGACUGCGGUCUGGGCUGUUCUGGCCACUGUCCUGCAGCUGGGCAACAUCUGCUUCUGCUCUUCAGAGUGGGAGUCCCAGGAGGUGGCCGCCGUGUCCAGCUGGGCCGAGAUCCACACGGCAGCCCGGCUGCUGCGAGUGCCGCCCGAGCGCCUGGAGGGGGCUGUCACCAGGAGAGUCGUGGAGACGCCCUAUGGCCAGGUUUCGAGAUCUCUGCCCCUGGAAAGCGCCAUUGAUGCCAGGGACGCCCUGGCCAAGGCCCUGUACUCACGCCUCUUCGCCUGGCUUCUGAGGAGGACCAACGCACGGCUGGCACCUCCUGGGGAGGGAGGCAGCGUGGUCACUGUCACCGUCGUGGACGUCUAUGGCUUUGAGGCACUGCGGGUCAAUGGCCUGGAGCAGCUGUGCAACAACCUGGCCAGCGAGCGCCUACAGCUCUUCUCCAGCCAGAUGCUGCUGGCCCAGGAGGAGGAGGAGCAUCGGCGAGAGCUGCUGCCCUGGGUGCCCGUCCCCCAGCCUCCGCGGGAGUCCUGCCUGGGCCUCCUGGCAGACCAGCCCCACAGCCUCCUGGGUAUCCUCGAUGCCCAGACGUGGCUGUCCCAGGCCACGGACCAUACCUUCCUCCAAAAGUGCCACUACCACCACGGCGACCACCCGCUCUACGCUAAGCCCCAGCUGCCCCUUCCUGUCUUCACUGUGCGGCAUCUCGCCGGGACCGUCACAUACCAGGUUCACAAGUUUUUAAACAGAAACCGGGAUGGCCUUGACCCUGCCGUGGUGGAAAUGCUCGCCCAGAGCCGGCUCCAGCUGGUGGGCAGCCUGUUCCAGGAAGCAGAGCCUGAGUCCAGGGGAGGUCGAGGCAAACCCACACUGGCCUCUCGCUUCCAGCGUUCCCUGGGGGACCUCAUAGCCCAGCUUGGCAGGAGCCAUGUCUAUGCCAUCCAGUGUCUCAGCCCCAACCCGGGGAAGCUUCCGGGCCUCUUUGAUGUGGGGCACGUGGCAGAGCAGCUGCGCCAGGCGGGCAUCCUGGAGGCUGUGUGUACCCGCAGCGCCAAUUUCCCCAUCCGUGUGCCCUUCCGGCUCUUCCUGGCCAGGUUCCGGGCCCUGAGGACAGAGGGGCAGGGAGAGCUCUCUGACAGGGAGCAAUGUGGCGCUAUCCUAAGCCAGGUGCUCGGGGCUAAAUCCGACCUCUGUCACCUGGGAGCCACCCAGGUUCUGCUGCGAGAGCCAGGCUGGCAGCAGCUGGAGCAGCACCGGGCCGAGCAGCGCACCCAGGCCCUGCUCACCCUGCACCGAGGCCUCCGUGUCUGCAUCUCCUGCCAGCGCCUCCGUCUCUUGCCACGGAUGCAGGCUCGCGUGCGUGGGCUCCAAACCAGGAAGAGCUGCCUCCGGCGGCGGGCGGCCCUGGGGCAGGUGAACGCCAUCCUGUUGGUGGCCCGGCCCCUGCUCAGGAGACGGCAGAGACGACAGCUUGGGCAUCGACGUGGCUGGCAUAGCGGCGGGGCCGCCGAGAAGGUGCCGAGCAUGGAGCUGGGGCGCUUGGAGAUCCCAGCCGAGCUGGCUGUCAUGCUGAAGACAGCAGAAGGCCGCCAGCACGCCCUGGCCCAGAGCAUCACUGAGUCCCUGCCCCCGGAAGUGCCUGCGCGGCCCAACCUGGCCCUCCCGCCCAACAUCGACCAGUUCCCCUUCUCCAGCUUCAUCUCCACCGGCUUCCAGGAGCCAUCCCUGCCCCACCCUGGGCAGCUGCUGGCCAAGCCCUUGACCCGGCUGGACGGUGACAGCCCUCAGCAUGCCCUGGAUAUCAACAAGGUGAUGCUGCGGUUCCUGGGGGACGGGUCCCUGCUGCCCUGGCAGGAGCAGACGAUGGGUCAGUACCUGGUGCGGCAGGGCCAGCGCCGGCCGGGGCUGCGGGACGAGCUCUUCAGCCAGCUGGUGGCCCAGCUCUGGCACAAUCCGGACGAGCAGCAGAGUCAGCGCGGCUGGGCCCUCAUGGCCAUCCUGCUCAGCGCUUUCCCGCCAAGGCCCACCCUGCAGAAGCCGCUGCUCAAGUUUGUGUCUGACCAGGCCCCCAGGGGCAUGGCAGCGCUGUGCCAGCACAAGCUGCUGGGGGCCCUGGAGCAGACGCAGCUGGCCCCUGGGGCUGCACGGGCUCACCCACCCACCCAGCUCGAGUGGACGGCCGGAUGGAGGCGGGGCCGCAUGGCGCUGGACGUUUUCACCUUCAACGAGGAGUGCUACUCGGCCGAGGUGGAGUCCUGGACCACGGGCGAGCAAUUUGCCGGGUGGAUUCUGCAGAGAAGAGGCCUGGACACGCCCCCGCGUGGUUGGUCUGUGUCACUGCACUCCAGGGACUCCUGGGAAGACUUGGCUGGCUGCGACUUCGUGCUGGACCUCAUCGGCCAGAUAGAGGACCUAGGGGACCCGGCCAGUCCCCACAGCUACCCCAUCGCCCCCCAUGGCCCAGCCAAGGACAUCCCCCCAGCCCCGAGCCUCCAGGCCCCCUCACUGCCCCCAGGUCCCCCUCCAGGUCCAGCCCCAACACUGCCCAGCAGGAGUCACCCAGGGGAGUCCCGGACCUCAGGGAGCCUGGACGGCUUCCUGGACAACCUCUUCGAGCCAGUCCUUUCCCCAGGCCUCAGCGAUCUGGAGCGAGGCAGGGCUCUGAGCGGCCGCAUGAAGGGAGGAGGCUCUAUGGGGCCCAUGCAGCAAGGCACCUACCCCAUGGUGUACCCAGCAAUGAUGCAGAUGCCUGGGUACCAGCCAGCCAUGAUGCCUGCGCCCAUGCCCAUGCCCAUGAUGCCAGCUAUGGGAGCAGUCCCCGCCAUGCCAGGCGCAGCAGAUGACAACCCAGGCUAUGACCCUGUCCCUGGAGCAGCAGACAAAGCAGCUCCAGAGACAGCGUCAGGCCCAGGCCCAGCCUCAAGCCCCCAGAGAUGCCUCCCCACCCCCGCCCCAGCCGUCACCCCCAAGCCCAAGAAUCCACCUGCCCCCCAGAAGCCACCCACCCCCGAGAAGCUGCCCGCCCCCCAGAAGCCAGCCAUCCCUGAGAAGAAGCCAGAGCGUACCCUGGACCUGCAGGAGCCCACCCAGGAGGCUGAGGACAGGCCUCAGCGGCCCAAGAGCUUCCAGCAGAAAUGGGAAUAUUUCCAGAAAUUGGGGCAGCCGCAGGUCAAGGUCAAGACGAUGAAGCCUCCAGCCAAGGUGCAGAUCCCGCAGGGGGAGGAGCCAGAGGAGGAGCCAGAGGAGGAGCCGCAGAGAGCAGUGCCGUCCCCUCCCUCUCCCCCUCCCCCUGUAGCGAAGAAGCCACUGGCAAAAGGUGGGGCCAAAGCUGCACAGGAGGCUGAGGCCAAGCCAGCCCCGGAGGCCGUGCCGGGCAGUGGCCACAGGCCGGCCCAGGACAGAGCCGUGGUGCGCAGCGGGGACCCUGAGCCGCGGCGGGCAGAGCCCAGCAGGGAGAUCCGCAACAUCAUCCGCAUGUACCAGAGCCGCCCGGGCCCCGUGCCUGUGCCCGUGCAGCCGUCCAGGAAGCCCCCUCAAAGUUUCCUAAAGAAAAACAACCCUAAAGAUGAGGCUCUGGCUAAGCUGGGGAUCAACGGCGACUCGCCUGCUUCGACGCCGUCCCCCAGCCCAGGGAAGGGCCCCCCGCCAGCUGUGGCCCCUCGACCCAAGGCUCCACCUCGGCUUGGGCCCUCCAACUCCAUCAGAGAGAAGCAGGGGCCCCGCCAGCUGUUCAGCCAGACGCCGCCCACCACCCAGAAAACCCCACCUCCACCCCCACCCCCACUGCCGCCACCCUGGGAACCAGGGACCCCUCCAGCUGAGCCCCGAGGCUUGGUGGCGCCCAUGGGGGACCAGGGGGUCACCACUCAGCUGCUCAUGCCCUCGGGCAGCGUGUGCUUCUCCUACACCAACACACCCUGGAGGCUGUUCCUGCGCAAAGAGGUAUUCUACCCCCGGGAGAACUUCAGCCAUCCCUACUGCCUCAGGCUCCUCUGCGAGCAGAUCCUCAGGGACACCUUCGCAGAAUCCUGUAUCCGGAUCUCCCAGGACGAGCGGCGCAAAAUGAAGGACCUGUUAGAGGACCUGGAGGUGGGGCUGGACUCGCUGGACACAGCUGAGGACAGCGUCAAGAAGCGUAUCGUGGUGGCGGCCAGGGACAACUGGGCCAAUUACUUCUCACGCAUCUUCCCGGUCUCGGGUGAGAGCGGCAGCGACGUGCAGCUGCUGGCUGUGUCCCAUCGGGGGCUGAGACUGCUCAAGGUGACCCAAGGCCCCAGCUUCCACCCCGACCAGCUGAAGACUCUCUGCUCAUACAGCUUUGCUGAGGUGCUGGGCGUGGACUGCCCGGCUGACUCCACCCUGGAGCUGUCUCUGAAGGGGGAGCAGCUGGUGCUGCACACGGUCCGGGCAAGAGCCGUCAAGGCCAUGGUCGAGCUGUUCCUGAGCGAGCUCAAAAAGGACUCGGGCUACGUCAUUGCCCUGCGAAGCUACAUCACGGAUGACCACAGCCUCCUCAGCUUCCAACGGGGGGACCUCAUCAAGCUGUUGCCAGUGGCCAGUCUGGAGCCAGGCUGGCAGUUUGGCUCCACCGGGGGCCGUUCUGGACUCUUCCCUGCUGACACCGUGCAGCCGGCCGCCGCUCCAGACUUCUCCUUCUCGAUGGAGCAGAGGAGCGGCCGGCGCAAGAGUCAGCUGCAGCGCGGCGAGUGGGAUAGGGCGUCGGAGGCGCACAGUGACACCUCGGCCACCUACGUUGCCCUGCCCACGGACUCCCACGACUACACCAUGCAGGAGUUUGCUCUGCUCUACUUCCGGAGGCCCCAGACGUUGCUGGGCCAGACGGGUGAGGCUGAGAGGAAGGCCAUGGCCAGCCUGGUGCAGUUCUCCAAGGUUCCCAUCCAGGAAUCACUCCUCAGCUUCAGUGAUGAGGACAUGAACCAGCAGGCUGUGAAAAGCUUCCAGGCUCUGAUGCAGGUCAUGGGGGACCAGCCCAAGCGCUGGGGCAAGGACGAGCUGGACCUCAUCUACGGGCUGCUGAAGCUGUGCCGGGAGAAGGACAACCUGAGGGAUGAGAUUUACUGCCAGGCCAUCAAGCAGGUCACAGGACACCCCCGGCCGAAACACUGUGCUCGAGGCUGGAGCUUCCUCAGCCUCCUCACGGGCUACGUGCCCCCAUCAGCCACGCUGAUGCCCUACGUGACCAAGUUUCUGCAGGACUCGAGCCUGAGCCAAGAGCUGGCCCGGAGCAGCCAGGAGCACCUCCAGCGCACAGUCAAGUAUGGGGGGCGCCGGCGACUGCCCUCCCUGAGCGAGAUGCGGGCUUUCCUGAAAGGACACGUAAUCCACCAGCUUCUAAUUCACCUGCCUGGGGGUGUGGAUUAUAAGACCACCAUCCGCACCUUCACGGUGGCAGCAGAACUCCUGGAGGAGCUGUGCAGGCAGAUGGGCAUCGGGGACCCUCAGGAAGUGCAGGAAUUUGCCCUCUUCCUCAUCAAAGGGGACGGUGAGCUGGUGCGGCCCCUGUGGCCCCAGGAGUACCUCAACAGCGUGCUGGACAAGGACGUGAGCCUGCACAGCCGGCGGCUCGACUGGGAGACCCAGCUGCACUUCGACAAUCCCACCUACAUCGGCACCCACUUCAGCCAGGUGCAGCGGGAUUACCUGCAGGGGCAGCUGUUGGUCAGCGCCCAGGCCGACGCCCAACUCGCCAGGCUGGCGGCCCUGCAGCACCUCAGCAAGGGCCUCGAGGAGCCCCCCUCAGAGCAAGACCUACUGGCUUACUUGCCGAAGCAGCUGCAAUGGCAGGUGAACCUGACCGCCAUCAAGAGCCUGAUAGGCCAGGAACUGAAACAGCUGCAAGGGUGCAGCUCCCAGGACGCACAGAUCAGCUUCAUUGAGGCCGCGCGCGUGCUGCCCCUUUUUGGCUACACUGUCUACACGGCGCUGCGAGUCAGCCGGCCAGGCCUGCCCAGCCCCAGCCUCCUGGGGCUGAACCGCCAGCACCUCAUCCUCAUGGACCCCAGCUCCCAGCAAGUGUGCUGCUCCAUCGCUCUGAAGGACCUGCAGCGGAUGCACCUGCUGAGCCCGAUGGAGGCAGAGGGCUCCCCAGGCCUGGAACUCAACUACGGCCCGGCCGCCAGCCCCGAGACCAUCUGGUUUGAGCUGCCGCAGGCCCAGGAGCUGAAGCACACCAUCGCCUUCCUGCUGGACAGCGAGCCUCCCAGCCCCUAGCGGCCUGGCUUCAGCAAGAGGACGGCAGGAGGGGCAGAGCCGAGGACAGGACCCCUCCACCCCAGCCCAAGUCUCACCCGGAUGCUCUCCCCUGGGUGCUGUUCAGGCCAUUUUGGUUUUGACUUCACCGCCCGGCUGUUCUGGAACCGGCCCUGUAGAACGGGGAUGCUACAGGGACUUCAGCUGGCAAGAGUCGUGAGACUCCUUCUGGGGCGGGGGCUGCAGGCACCCGGCUUGGGCGGCUGAUGUUGCCCAGUCUGGGGUGAGGCCCACCUGGGCCCACCGUCAGCAUGAGCCUGGAGCUGGAGAAGCAGCUGCUGAGGAAAUAAAACUCCUGGGAGACCAGG
Molecule: messenger RNA, 10106 nt
Organism: Sus scrofa (pig)
Lineage: Eukaryota; Metazoa; Chordata; Mammalia; Artiodactyla; Suidae
Source: RefSeq, a predicted model, not a curated record